GUACAGUCGUUAUUGUAACGCAGUUAGUAAAAAGCUUCAGAAAUGUCAAGAAAGCACUACAUAUUAUGCAUUUUCGGUUCAGUGUUCUUUAACCUAAAUUAAAAAUUCCAUCUCAAUACAAAUAUUUUCUAAGAAAGUAUGGAACUUGCCCGAAAUUUUGUAACUAGCAAAUUGAAAUGUUGCCUCCUUAAAUUGCCGAAAAGGACUUGUUUGUAUCACGUAAGACAUAUCAGAUUGGCAGAGGUAGGAAAAUUAGAAACACCAAAAUUGCAAGGAAAAUAUGAAACUGGUCAAUUAAUCUUACAUAGAGUAUUUGGAUAUCGUGGAGUAAUAUUAUUCCCAUGGGUAGCAAGAGUUUAUGACAGAGAUAUUCCAAAUAAAAGAGAAGAAAACACAAAUGGUAACUUUAAUAGCGUCGAGAAAGAAGUAAAAGGUAGAACUCACACAUUUUAUCAGGUAUUAAUUGACCAAAGGGAUUGUCCUUACAUACGUGCCCAAACUGAAGCUGUAACAUUUUUGGGUAACCAUGAAAGUAGUCGCAGUUUAUAUGCAAUACCAGGAUUAGAUUAUGUAGCUCAUGAAGAUGUUUUACCUUACACUACGAAUGAGAAAACUGCAUUGCAACAUGAACUUUUUGAUAAAUUUUUAAUGUACCAUCCAAAUCGAGAUCCAUGUUUCGUCGCACAAGAAACUCUUAGAGCAUGGCAAAAAAAGAAUCACCCAUGGUUAGAAUUAUCAGAUGUACAUAAAGAGACUACUGAAAAUAUUCGUGUUACUGUUAUACCAUUCUACAUGGGUUGUAGAGGAAGUCAAACAACAGCUGUACAUUGGUGGCGGUACUGCAUCCGUUUGGAAAAUUUGGGUAAUUUGAGUGUACAAUUACGUGAAAGACAUUGGAGAAUAUUCAGUCUCUCUGGCACAUUGGAGACCGUCAGAGGAAGAGGUGUAGUUGGUCAAGAACCUAUUUUAUCAAAAGUUCUACCUGCUUUUCAGUAUAGCAGUCAUGUGAGUUUACAAGCUGCGAGUGGACAUAUGUGGGGCACAUUCAGAAUGGAAAGAGAAGAUGGAUAUGCUUUCGAUUGUAGAAUUCCACCCUUUUCUUUGGAAUCAAAAGUAGAAGAAUCAUCUACACCCAACAUGGAUUCAUAAUUAAAUUUAGAGCAUCGUGUGAUCGUAUUUAAAUUUUGCAAUUCAUUAAAAAUUCACCAUUACGUAUGUAGUAGUAAUAUUUAUAAUACUGUCUGUAAUAUUUGAGUAUAAAUACUAUGAGUAAAAUUUAAGCUGUGUAAGAUUUUUUGUAAUUACUAAACUUAUGUAAAGCAGUGUUUUUCAUAAAUAAUUCACUUCAAGUAAGGAUGAUUAUAGUUACAAAUACGAUA
Messenger RNA from Hylaeus anthracinus, 1379 nucleotides. It is a transcript of the gene POLDIP2, whose product is annotated as polymerase delta-interacting protein 2. The record is from RefSeq and is a predicted model, not a curated record. Bases 139 to 1149 code for a protein of 336 amino acids. Gene Ontology annotation, biological process: error-free translesion synthesis. Gene Ontology annotation, molecular function: DNA binding. NCBI's taxonomy places the organism in Eukaryota, Metazoa, Arthropoda, Insecta, Hymenoptera, Colletidae. Gene Ontology annotation, cellular component: nucleus; mitochondrial nucleoid. The transcript has 6 exons.